AUGGUCAACAUCACUUACGGUGUGCUUCAAGCACCCGAUGGCUCCUCGGCUACCUCGAGCGCCAUCGCCAACGGAACUGACAUUAUCGUUUCUUACGGCCCAAAUGGCGAGAGCGUCGCUUCCUAUUCGCCCGGUGACAUUUCCUGGGUUCUCACAUGUACCGCUCUCGUAUGGCUCAUGAUUCCCGGUCUCGGUUACCUCUACUCUGGUCUUGCUCGCAGAAAGAACGCGCUUCACCUCCUUUUGCUCACUUUGGCCGCUCUCGCCGUUGUCUCGUUCCAGUGGUUCUUUUGGGGCUACUCGCUCACCUUUUCUCAAACCUCAGGCGCUUUCCUCGGCAAUCUGCGCAACUUUGGCUACAUGGGUGUUCUCGAAAAUCCCGUGCCUCAGGCAUACAACAAAGUGCCCGAAAUUGUAUACGCCAUCUACCAGUGCAUGUUCGCCAACCUUGUCCCCGCCAUCGCCAUCGGUGCCGCUUGUGAGCGUGGCCGUGUCUGGCCUUUCCUCGUCUUUACCUUUGUCUGGACCACGCUCGUCUACGAUGUGAUCGCCUGCUGGGUCUGGAACCCCACCGGUUGGGCGUUCAAGUGGGGUGUUCUUGACUACGCCGGUGGUGGACCCGUCGAGAUUAACUCGGGUAUCACUGGUCUCGUCAUCUCUUACUAUCUUGGCCCUCGUACCGGUUAUGGCACCGAGCGUCUACUCUUCAAGCCACACAACGUUUCCUACAUCUUCCUGGGCACCGCCUUCCUCUGGUUCGGCUGGAUCGGCUUCAACGGUGGUUCGGUCUUUGCUGCCAACCUCCGUGCGGCUAUGGCCAUCAGCACCACCAACCUCGCCGCUUCGUCCGCCGGUCUCACCUGGAUGUUCCUCGACUGGCGUCUCGAACGCAAGUGGUCCGUCGUUGGCUUCUGCACGGGUGCCAUUGCUGGUCUCGUCGCCAUCACUCCCGCUGCUGGCUUUGUCGGCAUGCCCGCUGCUUUGCUCGUCGGAGUCGUUUCCUCGGCCGUUUCCAACUUUGCCACCGUUCUCAAGGGCCCCAUGCGCGUUGACGAUGUCAUGGACAUUUUCUCGGUCCACGCUCUCGCCGGUAUUGUUGGCACCCUUCUCACCGGUAUCUUCGCCCAGGCUUCCGUAGCCAACAACGACGGCAACACGGUCAUCGCCGGUGGCUGGCUCGACUCAAACUGGAUCCAGCUCGCCUAUCAACUCGCCUACUGUGUCGCUGUCACCUGUUGGUGUGGUGGCGUCACGUUUGCUAUCAUGUUUGUUAUUGACCACAUUCCUUACAUCGGUCCCUUCCGUUCGAGCGAGAUGGGUGAAGUGGUGGGUAUGGAUGAGGACCAGUGUGGCGAGUGGGCUUACGACUACGCCUUUAUCAACCGUGAUCUUGAGGGCAACUACAAGCCCGACCACGGUCAGACGCUCGACAUCAACGAAAAGAUGCCCAACGUUCAUCAAACCGACUCGCUGCGCUCCGAAACGCACGCCGACUCGAGCCAAGACAACUCCAACUCGCAGCUCGCCGCUGCCGAACACCAGUCUCCAUCCACCGCUGAACCAGCCGUGGAAAUGAAGCAGGCUUAA
Molecule: messenger RNA, 1587 nt
Organism: Mycosarcoma maydis (corn smut)
Lineage: Eukaryota; Fungi; Basidiomycota; Ustilaginomycetes; Ustilaginales
Product: low affinity ammonium transporter
Exons: 1
Coding region: 1-1587 (528 amino acids)
Biological process (GO): ammonium transmembrane transport
Cellular component (GO): plasma membrane
Molecular function (GO): ammonium channel activity
Source: RefSeq, a predicted model, not a curated record